Messenger RNA from Micromonas commoda, 2043 nucleotides. RefSeq lists its product with no specific name. Gene Ontology annotation, molecular function: protein binding. The coding region runs from base 1 to 2043 and encodes 680 amino acids. The record is from RefSeq and is a predicted model, not a curated record. The transcript has a single exon. Lineage: Eukaryota; Viridiplantae; Chlorophyta; Mamiellophyceae; Mamiellales; Mamiellaceae.
AUGGCGACCGGGUUCGCGCCCCACCACCCGUCGCGGGUCCUACCUCGGUCGCGCCAUCCCCUCCCAACCCCGGACCCGGGGUACAACCCCAUCCUCCCCAUCGGCGGCGAGAAGGAGCGCGUGCUCAUGCGAUUCUUAGCCGACCAGCCGUACGCGUCUCGCGGGGAGUGCCCGCCGUCGCCGCCGCGGUCGCUGCUCGCCGAGAUUGCCGCUGCCGGCGAAACGGGGGGCGGACGGGACUGGUGGGGCACGCCGGACGACGGGACCGGGCCGUUGAUCGCGGGCGAGACGUGGUGCGGCGAGUGCCUCGUCGUCGUCGGCGCGGGCGCGCAGCGAUGCGCGUACCAGUGGCAGCGCGCGGCGCCGGGGGGGGUCCCGGAGUCCAUCCCGGGCGCGCGGGGGCCCCGGUACGUGGUCACGGAGGACGACCUGGGGUGCAGACUGCGAUGCGUGGUGUCGCGCCCGAGGAUCCGCCGGACGACGGGGGCGCCGGACAAACCCGUCGGUGCUAACAACGCGGGCGGCGCCGGCGGCGCGAAGGAUGACGACGUCCAUCUCGACGACGACGAUACAGACGAGGUGAGAGUCGCGUGCUCCGAAUCCGUCGCCACGCACGCGCCGUACCACUACGCCAACGGCGGACCCACGGGCGCUGGCGACGUCGUGUCGCACGCGGACGACGGCCUUCGGCACGCGCGAUCGCCGGGCUUCGACGCCGUCCGACCCGGCUGCGUCGGUGACAAGGGACACGCGCGGUCCGACCACCGCGUUAAUGGACCCGGCGGCGUAACGCUCACAAACGCGUCAUCAUCGGGGGACGAUGGCGGAAACCACGCACUCGAUCACGGCAGGCGCGAGAUCGUGCUGCGGCCGCCGCGGGGCGGGGCGAACCACGCCGUGGACGCGACGUUCGCGCUCGGGACGCAACGCGAGGGCGAGGGACGCGAGCUCAAGCGGCUGGGAGACGUGCAAGCCGCUCACGCCAAGUUCGCCGGCGCCGAGCGAUGUUACCGAGUCGCGGCGGACGCGGGCCACGUACUCGCGAAGUGCCGCUUAGGUCGGAUGAUCGAGCAGGGGUGGGGACGGGAUAAACCGGAUCCGGCGGCAGCCGCGGCGCUGUACCGGGAGGCUGCGGACGAGGGGUGCGCGGAGGGGGAGAAUAACCUCGGGGCGCUCCUCUACCUCGGAAUCGCGGGGAGCGUCGACGCCGGACACGACGCCGGACACAAACACACGAGCGACCCGGAAGGCGACGCCGCGGAGGCUGCGGCGCUGUUCCACCGCGCGAGGUCGCGAGGCCACGCCGCGGCGUGCAGCAACCUCGCGCUGUGCUACGAGGAAGGCAGGGGGGUAGCCGGGGGACGGGAUCUCGAACGCGCCGGCGCGUUGUACCUGGAGGCGGCGCGUUUGGGGGUGGUGGACGCGUACGCGGGCGCCGGCAGCGCCGCGAUGAUGCGGGGCGACCUGCGGGACGCGAUGGCGGCGUUCAGGGCUGGGGCGGCGCAGGGCGGCGGGGACGCGACGGAACGGCUGAGGGCGCUGGCGAUGAGGCGGCGCGAGGGACGCGUCGCGAUGGCCGCGGAGCGGGGGGGCGUACAUGGGGGCAACGUACACGGAGGAGCCGGGGGUCUGACGAACGGAAUAAACGGCAUACACGGAGUCGUCGGGGGGAACGCGUACGCGAACGGCAAUCGGUUGGGCUCGGGCACCGACCUGGGCACGAUACGCAGCGAGCCGGACACGAGCCGCGCGCCGUCCAUGCAGGCCAGCGACGACCUCCCCGACGAGGACGGGGCGUUCACGUGGGUGAACGACGGGGCGUCGCGACGGGACGGCCCGGGUGGACGGCCCGGUUGGAACGCCGGUUGGGACGCCGGGUUGGACGAGCGUUAUAUUGAGCGUUACGAGGCGGAGAUCGCGAGGUACUACCGGCUGUCGCGGGUGCUGCACGACGCGAUGGUGGGAAGCGGGGACCCGGCGAUGGCGCGCGCGGCGGAGGAGGCGGUGCACGAGGCGUUCCCCGAGAUGCACGCGCAUCACUGA